This is a messenger RNA of Selaginella moellendorffii, 3415 nucleotides long. RefSeq names its product ATPase 11, plasma membrane-type. The record is from RefSeq and is a predicted model, not a curated record. The coding region runs from base 317 to 3247 and encodes 976 amino acids. The transcript is spliced from 20 exons. Gene Ontology annotation, cellular component: plasma membrane. Gene Ontology annotation, molecular function: P-type proton-exporting transporter activity; ATP binding; ATP hydrolysis activity. NCBI's taxonomy places the organism in Eukaryota, Viridiplantae, Streptophyta, Lycopodiopsida, Selaginellales, Selaginellaceae. Gene Ontology annotation, biological process: proton export across plasma membrane; regulation of intracellular pH.
UCCGGCACUGGGUGUCAGGCUUUUCAAUUGAGGGAGGCAGCAGCAGGGUUCCUCCAAUGCGCGCAAGCUCUGGCUGCUGCUCGAGCCGCUGCUGGAGGAUUUCUUUGUCUCGGCCAUGCACUGGAUGCCGAUCUGCGGCGCCGCGUCUCGCAUCGAGCUAAGCAGCUAGUUAGAAUAUUUGGGAAUCGCCGCUCGGAAUCGCCCCUCCGCUCGCACGGCGCCUCUGCGGCGCCUAGGCGGCAGAGAUACAGCUUGAAUCGUGGCACCGAUCUCCCGAAGAAAUUGAGGUGAUUUUGGGGCUUGCUUUUCACGGAGAAUGGAGAACGACGUAGAGAAGCCCAGCAAGGCUGCAAUGCUCGAGGCCAUUAACAAGGAGGCCGUUGAUCUGGAAAACAUUCCCAUUGAGGAGGUCUUUGAUCAACUGCGAUGCACGAGGAAAGGUCUGACGAGCGAGGAGGGCGAGGAGCGCCUCAAAAUUUUUGGUCAUAACAGGCUAGAGGAGAAGCAGGAGAGCAAGUUUUUUAAGUUCCUGGGAUUCAUGUGGAAUCCUUUGUCUUGGGUGAUGGAAGCUGCAGCAGUGAUGGCCAUAGCUCUCGCUAACGGAGACAAUCGGCCGCCCGACUGGCAAGACUUCGUUGGGAUCAUAGCAUUGCUCGUCAUUAACUCAACCAUAAGCUUCAUUGAAGAAAACAACGCUGGAAAUGCGGCGGCGGCCUUAAUGGCGCGUCUUGCACCAAAGACUAAGGUGUUGCGAGACGGUCGAUGGGGCGAGCAGGAUGCCAGUAUUUUAGUUCCCGGUGACAUUGUAAGCAUCAAGUUGGGAGAUAUCGUUCCAGCGGACGCCCGUUUACUUGAAGGAGACCCUCUCAAAAUAGACCAGUCCGCGCUUACAGGCGAAUCUCUACCUGUUACCAAGUAUCCUGGCGACGAAGUUUACUCGGGGUCGACAUGCAAGCAAGGAGAGAUUGAGGCAGUUGUGAUAGGGACGGGGGUUCACACUUUCUUUGGAAAGGCUGCACAUCUGGUAGACACUACAAAUCAAGUCGGUCAUUUCCAGAAGGUUCUUACAGCAAUCGGAAACUUCUGCAUAUGCUCCAUUGCGAUUGGAAUGGUUAUCGAACUUAUAGUAAUGUACCCCAUCCAACAUAGAACCUACAGGUCUGGGAUUGACAACCUGCUGGUACUUUUGAUUGGAGGCAUCCCCAUCGCUAUGCCCACUGUUCUCUCCGUGACAAUGGCAAUUGGCUCUCACCGGCUUGCGCAGCAGGGUGCUAUUACUAAGCGAAUGACUGCAAUAGAGGAGAUGGCAGGAAUGGAUGUCCUUUGCAGUGACAAGACCGGCACCUUAACUUUGAAUAAGCUAACCGUCGACAAGAAUCUCGUGGAGGUACUUAAGUUUUAUCCAAGACUGAACGUUUUUAAGUGCUGUGUUCGUUCUGCACAGGUUUUUGCAAAAGGAUACGACAAAGAUUACGUUUUGCUACUUGCUGCUAGAGCGUCAAGGAUGGAAAAUCAAGAUGCCAUUGACGCAGCUGUUGUCGGUACGCUUGCUGAUCCAAAGGAGGCCCGUGCUGGUAUUGAGGAAGUUCACUUUCUUCCAUUUAAUCCUACGGAUAAGCGUACUGCUCUGACUUAUAUUGACUCUGACGGGAAGAUGCACAGAGCCAGCAAAGGCGCACCUGAGCAGAUAUUAGAUCUUUCUUACAAUAAGGUUGAGAUUGCUCAAAGGGUGCACGCCGUCAUUGACAAAUUUGCUGAGCGUGGCCUUCGCUCUCUUGCAGUCGCAUGCCAGGACGUUCCCGAGGGCAACAAAGAGAGUCCAGGGGGUCCAUGGCAAUUUGUAGGCUUAAUGCCUUUGUUUGAUCCUCCUCGGCAUGACAGCGCCGAGACUAUUCGUAGGGCCCUGAAUCUUGGGGUCAACGUAAAGAUGAUAACUGGGGACCAGCUUGCUAUUGGCAAAGAAACUGGCCGACGUCUUGGCAUGGGAACUAACAUGUAUCCGUCAUCUUCGCUUCUUGGACAAAGCAAAGGGGAGGCAUUUGAAGGAUUGCCAAUUGACGAACUGAUUGAAAAAGCCGAUGGAUUUGCGGGGGUAUUUCCAGAGCACAAGUACGAGAUAGUAAAGCGCUUGCAAAUGAAGAAGCAUAUAUGUGGAAUGACUGGUGACGGUGUCAAUGAUGCGCCUGCUCUGAAGAAGGCAGAUAUAGGAAUUGCAGUGGCAGAUGCAACAGAUGCAGCAAGGGGUGCUUCAGAUAUAGUCCUGACAGAACCUGGCCUGAGCGUGAUAAUAAGCGCCGUGCUAACAAGUCGCGCGAUUUUUCAGAGGAUGAAGAACUAUACUAUUUAUGCCGUAUCCAUCACUAUAAGGAUAGUGCUUGGUUUUAUGCUGCUGGCGUUGAUAUGGAAGUUCGAUUUUCCCCCAUUCAUGGUGCUAAUCAUUGCAAUAUUGAACGAUGGCACAAUCAUGACCAUCUCCAAGGACAGAGUGAAACCAUCUCCUUUGCCUGACAGUUGGAAGCUCUCGGAGAUUUUUGCGACAGGAGUUGUGAUCGGCAGUUACCUUGCGCUUAUGACAGUCAUUUUCUACUGGCUGGCAGACAAGACUACCUUUUUCCCUGACCAUUUCCACGUUCCUCACAUUGGAAGCGAUGCCAACAAAAUGCAUUCGGCCAUCUAUUUGCAAGUUAGUAUCGUAAGCCAGGCUCUGAUUUUCGUCACGAGGUCGAGAAGCUGGUCCUUCAUGGAAAGGCCUGGAUUUCUUCUCGUUGUGGCGUUUCUUAUUGCCCAGCUGAUUGCGACUUUUAUUGCCGUGUACGCCAACUGGGGCUUUGCCUUUGUGGAGGGAAUUGGCUGGGGUUGGGCCGGUGUUAUAUGGCUAUACAACAUCGUCUUCUACUUCCCUCUGGAUGUUAUCAAGUUCGCUGUGCGUUACAUACUAAGUGGCAGAGCAUGGGAGCUUCUAUUCGAGCAAAGAACUGCUUUUACGCGCCAAAAAGACUUCGGAAGGGAGGCUCGGGAAGUGAAGUGGGCUCAGGCGCAACGAACUCUACACGGGCUCCAGCCACCGGACUUCAAGAUACCCGAGAAGGGUACUCACAAAGAGACGUCAGACAUGGCCGAGCAGGCUUUAAGGAGAGCCGAGAUUGCAAGGUUGAGAGAGCUUCACACUUUAAAGGGUCACGUCGAAUCUGUAGUGAGGUUGAAAGGCUUGGACAUCAACACCAUCCAGCAGGCCUACACUGUCUAGAGGCGAUCGAUCGAGUGAGCGACGCGAUAGUAGUGGAAUGUGGAUAUAUUUCCAGUGAUGCUAGUGAGCUAGCUAGCACAGCUAUGGUGGUUUGUAGCGUUUGGACAAUUAUCAUACUGACAUAUAUGUUGAAUAAUAGGAGAUAGGAGAGAAAGCGGAGCGUGACAA